This is a messenger RNA of Radiomyces spectabilis, 1765 nucleotides long. Its product is annotated as Aldehyde/histidinol dehydrogenase. Gene Ontology annotation, cellular component: cytoplasm. The transcript has 10 exons. Gene Ontology annotation, molecular function: aldehyde dehydrogenase (NAD+) activity. Bases 30 to 1547 code for a protein of 505 amino acids. The record is from RefSeq and is a predicted model, not a curated record. Gene Ontology annotation, biological process: aldehyde metabolic process. Lineage: Eukaryota; Fungi; Mucoromycota; Mucoromycetes; Mucorales; Radiomycetaceae.
UCUGCAUCUUAUAGAGAAUAGUUUACCGUAUGAAUCCAUCAAAAUUUACGUCUGUCGAUGCCAUUCCUUCCCUUGUACAAAGCUUGCGCGACACUUUUGAUACAGGCGUAACAAAGGAUAUUCAGUUUCGAAAGCAACAGUUGGAGAAGCUCAUACAGUUUAUGGAUGAGAAUAUGAAGAACAUAGAAAAAGCUAUCUGGGAUGACCUUCGUAAGCAUAAGCUUGAAGCGAAUAUCGGUGAAGUGAAUCCUGUGAUAAUGGAAGCCCAGUAUAUGAUCAAGAACCUUGAUCGUUUAACACAACCAGUCAGUACGACAAAGCGGUUUGCCAUGAACAGUCUUGAUAAGACGUUGAUACGAAGAGAGCCAAAAGGGGUCGUACUGAUUAUAGGGGCAUGGAAUUAUCCUAUCAACCUUGCUCUGUUGCCUCUUGUUGGAGCGAUCGCAGCGGGCAACUGUGUCAUUCUCAAGCCUUCCGAAGUGACAGGCCACACAGCGGAAUUGCUUGCAAACCAGUUGCCCAAAUACCUCGACCAACGCGCUUACAAUGUGAUCACGGGAGCUGUAGCAGAGACCACCGCCUUAUUGAAGGAACGAUUUGAUCAUAUUUUUUAUACGGGCAAUGGACACGUUGGUCGAAUUGUGAUGCAAGCGGCUGCUGAACAUUUAACGCCCGUUACACUGGAACUGGGUGGCAAAUCACCGGCUAUUGUCGCUCCUGAUGCCGAUCUUUCGGUCACAGCUAAUCGCAUCAUUUGGGGCAAAUUUUUCAACACUGGCCAGACCUGCGUGGCCCCGGACUAUGUGCUGGUAACAAAGGAUACGGUAGAGCCGCUCAUGGACGCGUUUCGAAAAUCAAUCAUCAAUUUUUAUGGCGAUAACCCUCAGAAAGAAUUGUCUUAUGGCCGUAUUGUGAACCAGCGUCAUUUUGAUCGCUUAAAAGGAUUGCUGGACGCAUUGGACAAGGAUAGCAUUUAUUUUGGCGGACAAACCGAUCGCGAUGAUCUGUAUAUUGCGCCGACCUUGGUGGGACCUUUGAAGACAAUGGAUGCCGAGGUGAUGAAGGAGGAAAUAUUCGGCCCCGUGCUUCCAGUCGUAGUUGCAGACGAUGUCAACGCCAUGAUUCGAAUGGUCAAUGCUCGAGACACACCACUCGCCAUGUAUAUAUUUGCCAAGGAUCCAAACACUUAUCACAAAAUUGUCGACAAUACCAGAUCUGGAGGAGUCCUAGUGAAUGACACGUUGAUGCAUCUACAAGAAAUGUCCUUGCCAUUUGGUGGUAUGGGUGCCUCGGGUAUGGGCAAUUACCACGGCGACAAUUCGUUCUAUACGUUUACACACGAAAGAGCGACCAUGAUCAAAUACCCCGGCUUGGAAGGAGUCUUAUCCGCACGGUAUCCACCCUACAAUGAGGACAAAGAAAAGAUCAUGUACCUGCUGGUGUACGGGUUUAAUACACCUCGUUCGAUGGGAUCGACACUGAGGGCCGUGACGGGUUUCUGCUCUGCAAUGUGGAGGUUCUUGUUCUCAAAGAAAAAGAAGGAAUAACGGUAAUAGUCUUUUUGCAAUAUGUGUUCUUGUGACCAAGAGCAAAUGCGGUACCAAACACACUGGAAGAGGAUGUGCAAACAAUGCGCUGUAAGCUUUUGGCGAUAAAAUAUUUAGCGAAAAAUUACUUGUACAAGCUCAUGUAUGGAAUGAUAUUUGGAUUAAGCCAUUAGCAACUUGUUGUUUUGAAAUGCAUUUUUACAGUUUCAAUGCUGAUU